Molecule: messenger RNA, 483 nt
Organism: Schizophyllum commune H4-8
Lineage: Eukaryota; Fungi; Basidiomycota; Agaricomycetes; Agaricales; Schizophyllaceae
Exons: 3
Coding region: 1-483 (160 amino acids)
Source: RefSeq, a predicted model, not a curated record
AUGGGCAAGUACCAGGCCCAAAUUCGCGCCACGUUGAGGAAACGCACGAAGAGCAUACGUGGUGUUCUGUAUCCCUACGAUGAACAGACCGCUAGGGCGAUCAGCGUCAAUUAUCAGGAAGACCCUAGGCAUCCGGAAGACGGCCGAUACAUCUCUGCAGAACCUGAGCUGCGCCAGGCAACCGCUCAGUCAUAUGUUCACGACAUCAUUGUCGACGUGAAAUAUGCUCAUCGUCCCUACACCUUUCACAUUUUCUUCAAGCGCCAUGUGACCCUUGGAGACAAUCAGGCCAUACUGGCGCUGCGAGGAGCAACGGAGACCUUCGACGGCGACGUUCUGGUUGCAGUGAUCGGACGGAACGGCUGCGUGAACCUGACAACUGCACUCCAGAGGCGCGCUGCCAACCGUGCUGUGAAAGAAUUGGCGAAGGAACUAGCACCUAUGCGACGCAGGAGGAUGUUCCCGGCGAGAAUAUCUCUUUGA